This is a messenger RNA of Sorex fumeus (smoky shrew), 932 nucleotides long. RefSeq names its product Ras like without CAAX 2 (gene RIT2). The record is from RefSeq and is a predicted model, not a curated record. Bases 226 to 879 code for a protein of 217 amino acids. NCBI's taxonomy places the organism in Eukaryota, Metazoa, Chordata, Mammalia, Eulipotyphla, Soricidae. The transcript has 5 exons. Gene Ontology annotation, cellular component: plasma membrane. Gene Ontology annotation, molecular function: GTP binding; calmodulin binding; GTPase activity. Gene Ontology annotation, biological process: positive regulation of neuron projection development; Ras protein signal transduction.
GCAGGAGCCAGAUUUUUAUUGGAAGCAAUUGAAGCGGUUGCUAUGAGACCCGCCGGAGCAGAGGACCAGCAGCCAGCCCGACGCUGAUGGUUCUUACCUCGUACUAAACCUUUCUUUUGACACAGUUUUAGAGUUGCUUCAUAUCCGAGCCAGCACCUGACACUGGUGACUUUUUUGUUUUGUGUCCCCUUCUUUUUUUUUGCCUCCUCCUGUCUCUCGGGUAAGAUGGAGGUAGAAAGCGAAGCCAGCUGCUCCCCCAGCAGCGCAUCAGGCGGGUCCAGAGAGUACAAGGUGGUAAUGCUGGGAGCAGGGGGAGUUGGUAAAAGCGCAAUGACAAUGCAAUUUAUCAGCCAUCAAUUUCCUGACUACCAUGAUCCCACCAUUGAAGAUGCUUAUAAGACUCAAGUUAGGAUUGAUAAUGAGCCAGCCUACUUGGACAUCUUGGAUACCGCUGGUCAGGCUGAAUUCACAGCCAUGAGGGAGCAGUAUAUGCGAGGUGGGGAAGGGUUCAUCAUUUGCUACUCCGUCACUGACCGCCAGUCCUUCCAGGAGGCUGCCAAGUUUAAAGAACUCAUUUUCCAGGUCCGUCACACCUAUGAAAUUCCCCUGGUGCUGGUGGGCAACAAAAUUGACCUGGAAGAAUUUCGCCAGGUAUCUACAGAUGAAGGCUUGAGUCUGGCCCGAGAGUAUAAUUGUGCUUUUUUUGAGACAUCUGCAGCCCUCCGCUUCUGCAUUGAUGACGCGUUUCAUGGUUUGGUGAGGGAAAUCCGCAAGAAGGAGUCCAUGAACUCGCUAAUGGAAAAGAAACUGAAGAGAAAAGAUAGCCUGUGGAAGAAGUUAAAAGUAUCACUGAAGAAGAAGAGAGAAAACAUGAUAUGAUUUGCUUGUUUCUAACUCUUUUACUCUUUCUCUCUCUCUCUGUCUCUCUCUCU